AUGAAGCUCAUCACCGUGGCCCUGGUGUGCCUGCUGCUGGCUGGGAUGUGGCUGCACGAGGCGGACAGCAGGAGCAUGCACGUAUCGUCCUCCAACUGUUGCUUCACGUUUGUGGAGAAGAAGAUUUCCUCGCAGAGAAUCCAGUGUUACAAAAACACCAGCUCUGCGUGCUCCCGCAGUAGUCUAAUAAUCAAGCUGAAGGGAGGCAGAGAGACCUGUGUCUUGCCGACAGCCCCAUGGGUUAAGCAAUCUUUAAAGUCCAAGGAACCGUGCCUGCUAAAGUAAACACGAGUGGAUUUCCUUCCAUCCUGGACUCUGAAGACCGCAUGGCUUCACCUGUCCCCCGCCUCAGCCCCUGACCCUAUGCCAGUCCUUCUGCCCAGCUUUGUAAGGUCGUAGAGGGUUGACUCAGUCUUAAUAAGCUAUGUUGUUGCACUUUAUAUAUUUAAAUGCUAGAAUCUUCAAUUCCUGCCUCCCUGGGCUUCUUGGAUCCCACAGGGAUUUCAGGGUGCAAACUUGAUUGGCACUGAGAAGCUGGGGCCAGGGGCCAGGUGGGUGGGGGUGGGGAAGACUGGUU
Molecule: messenger RNA, 577 nt
Organism: Panthera uncia (snow leopard)
Lineage: Eukaryota; Metazoa; Chordata; Mammalia; Carnivora; Felidae
Gene: CCL1
Product: C-C motif chemokine ligand 1
Exons: 3
Coding region: 1-285 (94 amino acids)
Biological process (GO): neutrophil chemotaxis; lymphocyte chemotaxis; inflammatory response
Cellular component (GO): extracellular region
Molecular function (GO): CCR chemokine receptor binding; chemokine activity
Source: RefSeq, a predicted model, not a curated record